Messenger RNA from Triplophysa dalaica, 5454 nucleotides. RefSeq names its product interferon-induced very large GTPase 1. Gene Ontology annotation, molecular function: GTP binding. NCBI's taxonomy places the organism in Eukaryota, Metazoa, Chordata, Actinopteri, Cypriniformes, Nemacheilidae. The record is from RefSeq and is a predicted model, not a curated record. Bases 136 to 5151 code for a protein of 1671 amino acids. The transcript has 7 exons.
GUCUGCAGUGAACCAGGAAGAACUAAGAUCCUGUGGAAAAUAUCGUCGCAGAGGUGGUCAUAACGUUUCCAGAAUUACAAAACUGUGAUCGGGCAGCAAAAAGGGAACAAAUAAACCUUUGCAUUCUGAAAAAAAAUGUUGAGGUCUGUUUGGAAUUUCUUCACUUCAGAUCCUAAUCAUGAAGACAGAAGGGAAACACAUGCUCGAGAACAGGAACCUCAAGAAAAGAAGAGUAUUGAUACCAUUCAAGAGAAAACAGUCCCACAGAGCAAAGUAUCAGGGACAUCACACCAUUCCACUAUAGCUGCUCUUAGUGUUAAUGUUGCUGAAGAUGUGAGGAAAGCAAACAUUAAAAAACAAGUAAGAGAGUCGCUAGGAGGCAACAAUAUUCACCUGCAACAAUAUGAUAAGCAGGAAGAAGACAACAAGUGUGGAGCUGGAGGACAGAAAUCUGAACACUCUGAAGACAAGGACAAGAUCAAACAGCAACUGAAGCAGCUUUUCCGUAGACUCAAUCUGAGUCCUGUCCAAAUGAAACCACAAGACUUUCUGCAGGUGACAUCACCAUCAAUGCAGAGACACGAACCUUGUGAAGAGGAGAACUUGGUUCAGACCUUCAUACAAAGACUCUUGAUGAUGGAUUACAGAGCAAGAUACCUUCCAAUAAAAGAAAGACAACAUAAGGUGAACACACAAAGGAAAACAGGUUCAGGUGCAGGGGAGGGUGAUGCUUUUGAGAACAUCUUCAGGAGGUCUGCACCCGUUGAAGAAGUGAAUAAACAGCAUUCGCUUCACCCAAUGGACAUUCAGAUGGCAGCGCUACUCCAUUCAGAUCCUUUCCUUCGUCAGCUUAUGGUAACAAAACUGUCACAGUGUCAGUAUGCUCUUCCUCUGCUUGUGCCCAGUCCUUUCAACCAAAAGAUUGAGUUUCCCUUAUGGACCUUCCGACAAAUCAGGAAAAGCUGGAAGUCAUAUGAGAAGAACAUCAGCAGAAACCAGGGAAUCCAUGAGGCCGAGACGCCCAUGGUUGCAUUCUUUAGGUUUUCAGCAAUCUCUACUUCCAAAUCACAAAUUAUAAACUCUCUGAUCAAUGAACGACAUGAGACUUUCUUUCACAGACACUGCCGUGGAAGUAGCAAAUCUUGUGUACUGAUGGAUGGAGUGGUUGAGAUCGCAUGGUACUGCCCAACAGGAGAGAAGACGGAUAAAUUCACAAAUUGUAUUGCAUUCUGUAAUCUUCACGGUGAUGCACAAUCUAAUGAGACACAGAUGAAAAUUCUGUCUGAGGAGUCCUCGAUAAAUGUUGUGCUUUUGCCUGAUCUAGAUAAGAGUGACAAAAGUAUGACAAUUGUGGAACAGCUGUACAACAACCCAAAGCCUCUCAUCUGUCUACUGACUGAAGACGAAUCUGUUGUUACAGAGAUGCGAAAAGACAAAUAUAAAAUCGGUUUAAAAGACAGAAAUAAAUCUGAUGUGUCCGAAGAACUGAGAAGAUCCAUCAAUAAAUGCCUCUCAAACACAAAGUCCAAUUUUAAACUUUCUGAUAUUGUCAAACAAUCUGGAAUCAAAAUAGACGAGACUGAUAGAUGUUGCAAAAAGGGAAAUGAAAUGGCAAAGCAGAUAACUGCGUUACUAGAGAACAGCAAACUCUCCAAAAUUAAAGAAACAUUUCUGCCAUGUCAGGGGAAAUUGUGGCACAAGUGGUGCCUGAAGAACAAAGAGCUAUAUCGACCUCAAGGGAACAAUAUUGAAAUGCAUAGCAGCCAAAAGCAAAUGGAGAUGUGUAAGAUCAGAGAACAGCAGAGGGAACGUGGUCUAAGUACAUUCAUGAAGUUGUUUAUUGAAAAGCUUGACUCGGCAAAUGCUAAUGAGAAGAUGUAUUUCCUCAAAUGGCUUGGAUUCUUCUUGGAUGAACAUACUUUGGGAGACCUCUCCGCACUUCAUCUUAAAUAUGACGACAAGUGGUCAAAAGUGUUGCAUUUGAAAAAGAAACAUGAUAAAUCUGAGCAACUGAAAGAAGAACAAACACAACUUGAGGAAAUGUCGGAAGAAAUCAAUGCAGCAACGUUUGGCUUGGAGCACUUGCUAAGAGAAAUUGGCCAGAUCUAUGAAUCGCAUGAAUCGGGCAAGAAAAACAAAGAAACAGCUGGAUGUCCGUUUAAUGUGAGCUCUCUCCCAAGACUUGCAGCAGAGCUCAUGGUAUCUGGAUAUCCUAUGGAGCUGAUGGACGGUGAUGCAGCUCAUGUUCCUAUGAUCUGGGUUAAAGCUGUUCAAGAUGAGCUUAUUAAGAUACUGGGAGAUAAAAGAGUCUUUGUGUUGUCUGUGUUGGGGAUUCAGAGUACUGGGAAAUCCACUUUGCUGAAUGCCAUGUUCGGACUGCAGUUUGCAGUCAGUGCUGGUAGAUGCACCAGAGGAGCCUUCAUGCAGCUUGUCAAGGUGUCUGAAGAACUGAAAAAACAUUUUAAAUUUGAAUACCUUCUAAUUGUUGAUACCGAGGGGCUUCGUGCUCUAGAACUGGCUGGCAGGUCAACAAGACAUCAUGACAACGAAAUGGCAACGUUUGUGGUCGGCCUUGGACAUAUGACGUUGAUCAACAUCUUUGGGGAGAAUCCAGCAGAGAUGCAGGACAUCCUUCAGAUUGUUGUUCAAGCCUUUCUGAGGAUGAAAAAGGUACGACUGAACCCCAGAUGUAUGUUUGUGCAUCAGAAUGUUGGAGAUAUCACAGCUGGUGAGAAGAACAUGGUAGGGAAAAGACGCUUACAAGAGAAACUAGAUGAGAUGACUCAGUUAGCAGCCAAAGAGGAAGUCUGUGAUGCAGAAUGUUUCAGUGAUGUCAUUAAAUUUGAUAUAAAGACCGAUGUAAGGUAUUUUGCCCAACUCUGGGAGGGCAGCCCACCCAUGGCUCCACCCAAUCCACGCUACAGUGAAAAUGUCCAGGAGCUUAAGGACGCUAUACUCUCACACGCUUCGAAGUGUAAUGGUAUAACACUUACACAAUUCAGAGAUCGUGUUGGAGACCUCUGGAAUGCUCUUCUGAAUGAAAACUUUGUUUUUAGCUUCAAGAAUACUUUAGAGAUUGUAAUGUACAGGAAAUUAGAGGAGGAGUAUGCAAAGUGGACUUGGAGUCUCAGGAGUGCCAUGCUGGAGAUUGAAGACAAAUUUCACAACAGAAUUAACAACAGACAACUGCGUAAAGUUGAGAGUAGAGACCUGGAGCAGGAGAUGGCAAAGGUCAAUGAGGAGGUGAAAGAGUCUAUGAAGGUUUACUUUGAAGAACAUAAAGAGAAAGACAUUUUGAUUCAAUGGAGAAUGAAAUUUCAAGAAAAAAUUGAGCAUCUGCAUGGAGAUCUUGUGAGAGAUGCAAAAAGGAAGCUGGAUAACAUCAGUCACCAAAGGGAAGCUCUCUCCAAACUUGAUGGGCAGAAAACAUUACAUGAGCGAAAACUGCUUGACAAAAGCAAAGAGCUUGGGUUCAGUCUUAAACAAAAACAUCUAGAUGAGAAUGAGAUGAAGACAGAAUUUGAUCAAGUGUGGGUAAAGUGGGUGUCCGAGCUGGCUGGGGAUAUUCGCCCUUUGGAAGAAGUUAACAUAGUCAAUGAUAUAUUUACAAUUCUGGGUGAAAUUCAUGAAGUUGCACUUGUGCGCAAGAGAUUAAGCAAAUUUGAAAGCAUAAAUCAAAUGACUGAUUUCACCAUAUAUGUAAAUCCCAUUAAAAAAUUUGGGAUUCGUUCAACUCAGACAUUUGUCCUUCCACCAGAAGAACAAGAGUCAGUAAAAAAUCUGGUGCAAAGUAUUGUUCGUGGAACUGAGAACCAAGUUAAGUCGAAAUCAGUUGCAAAGAUGGGUUACAACAAAAGCUACAUUCAGGAAAUCACACAAUUGGUAAAAACAAAUGUUGGAAAACACAAGUGCCUUCACAAACAAUAUGAAUUCAAGAAAGAGUUCACAGUGGAUUUGACACUGUUUAUGUGCAAGUUGGCAGGUGAGAGAUUUGCACAACUCCAUCAAUUGUUCAUAGAAGCCAAUGAUCCAUUGAUAUAUCUGGAGAAAAAGAAACCAGAAUACUUUAAUGUCUUUCAAGGGUUCUGCAGAGGUGCAACAUCUGCCGCAGUUUUUGGCGCCUUGAUUUGUAGUGAACUCAAAGAACCCAUUCUACAAAGCGUCUACAACAAGACUGCAAAAGAUCUGGCAGGAGAGAUGCGGACAAAUAUUCCAGCUUUCACAGGCAACAGGUCAAACUUGGAGAAACACAUUCUGAAAAAACUUGCAGAGGAGGAGGACUUUGACAGCUUCAUGGAGUACAUUCUUUACCCUAGAGACCACUUUGAAGAGUUUAUUAAAGAUGAAGUUCAAGCAUACAUAACAAGACCGAAUUCCUCUGCGCUUGCAAUGAUAAAAGUGAACAUUAAACACAAGGAGAAUUGCAUUAUCAUUGCUGCUGAAACAGCAACAGCUGAAGUCUUGAGUAAACGAUGGGAUGCAAAUAUGUGGCUUGACGUUUUUUCAUGCCAUUUGAACGAUGAGCUUGAAUACAGUAAAGAGCAUCUCACUGGUAACUGCUGUCAGGACAUCACUGACUUUGAACUUCUGAAUGAGAUCGUGAAGAAAGAACUUCGUCUCAUCACAGAGGAGCUGAACAAAGGCUUGACAAACCCAUCUGAAAUCAAAAUGACAAUGUUUAGAAAACCCCCAGAUGAAAUUUUGAUUGAGAAUUUCUGUCAGUGCUGUUGGGUGAUAUGUCCUUUCUGUAAAGUGGUCUGUGUUAACACAAUGGCAGACCAUCCUGGAGAUCAUAUUGCUCCCUUUCAUCGAAACUGUGGGAUGAAUGGGAUGAUUUACAGAGGUACCAAUAAUCUAAGCUUGAGUUUCUGCACAUCUGCAGUGGCCAGUGACCGUUCCUUUUACCCAUCUUGUAAUCCAGAUAGAAGAGUUCUGUGGAAGGAGUACAGAACAGCAGGUCCUAAAUAUUCAACCUGGUGCAUCACACCUGAUCUCUCAGAGCUGCCGUACUGGAAGUGGUUUGUGUGUCAAUUUCAGGAUGAUUUGGAAAGUCACUAUAGUAGGACAUUCAAGGGGAAUGGUACGAUUCCAGACAAUUGGCGGUACUUCACAAAAGAGGAUGCUCUUGAAUGUUUGAAUAAAUACAUAUAAAGUGAAGAGUAGAAGUUUUUUGUGUUGAAUAUUUUUGUAUAUAUUUUUUGUAGUAGAGUAGGUGGGGCGAGACCGUGGUUCGAGUCCGGUGAGUAAUUGUGAAUUAGCGCCAGCUGUGCGCACACCGGGCUCGAAUCACGUAGGAGAUGGGAGCAUAAAAGGAACGAGCGACCGGACCGUCGAAGAGAGAGGACCGGGCCCGAACUUGUGUUAUGUUUGUAUUUAUAUUAUGUUUUGUUCGCCGGCGGUCGUCCGUGAGGGGCCGCCGGCUGUUAUAUUACUUUAUUAAAUGUUUUGAAUGUU